AUGCGAAUCCCCCGUAUGUUCUCGCUGGCGAUCCUGGGUGUCUACCUUCGCGAUAUUUAUGCCGCCACUUUAUCUCAAAGUAGCGGCUGGCUCGCGCGCGAUAAGAGAUACCUGGUGUAUCCGCCGCCCAGAGACUAUACUCCGACGAAAGUUCAGUUAAUCCUCGGCCUCGGUUUACCCAUGGAAGUUGACGUCAGCAUGAUUAUCGGCUACGUGAUGAAAUUUAAUUACGUCCUGCCGUAUAACGCCUCGUACUUGACGGAUCCAUACGUCCGCUAUGACAGAUCGAUCAACCGCCAUGUCGAGCCUGAUGGAAAUGACGCCUCUCCGCCAAAUGCGAAAGGGGCUUUGAUGUCCAGAUGGGAGUAUUACGAAAUCCUCGAGUCGGCCUUCGAGUCUACGCGUUCGGGGAAAGCUUGCCUUUUGAAAACCAUUUGCGAAGCCGCGGCGGUGCCUUUUCGACGGAGCCAUACUCUGACUGCGCAGCUCGCUCAUAUUUUCCUCACGCCUUCCACCACAUCUGAGCCAUUCAGGAACGCCUUCGAUCAAGAAUAUCGUGCCGCUGAGAUCGCAGGUCAACGAGACCCCAGCAGUUGUUACGAUUUAUUUCCGGAGUGCACGGAAAGCCUCUUAGAUUAUUUUACCGAGAUAUUAGAAUAGCCAUGUCAUUCUAGGAGAGGUUCUCAUUGUAGACCUUACGUUGCGCCUUUACGUUUAAUCAAGACCAUUAGGAUUCGUGGACGUCGCGCAGGGAGAUCGUUUUAAUCGCGAUAGUAGAAUCGGCAGAUUUUUUUUCUCUGACGUUGUACGAGAAAAUAUUAUUUGCCGCGGUAUAUUUUAAAACAAAAUAUAUUUUGACGUUUACGGUGUAGUAAAUAAUGAUCGACUAAGUCAUUAACGAUUGAGUUAUAAUCGAGAUAAUUUUAUCUAUAAUCUAAAUUUUGAAAAGUCUCAACACAAAUUAUUGAACUCUUAAUUUUGGCCAAUUCAAUUUCUAAUUGCGACUAAUUUGUAUUAGGCAAUUACAUGCCUUGUACCGGAAUAUUUGGAUAUAAUUUCUGUACGUUUGACAAAACACGCCACACAAUAGAAGCGAAAUCGAGCAGAUUUUGAGACACAAACGAUGUAUCCUUUUUAAUAACAGCUCCGUUUCACCGCGUCGUGAUUAGUGGCCGGUUUUCUUGGCCGCUAUAAAUUUCGAGCAGACCAU
Vollenhovia emeryi is the source of this 1210-nucleotide messenger RNA. RefSeq lists its product as uncharacterized. The record is from RefSeq and is a predicted model, not a curated record. Lineage: Eukaryota; Metazoa; Arthropoda; Insecta; Hymenoptera; Formicidae. The coding region runs from base 1 to 660 and encodes 219 amino acids. The transcript is spliced from 4 exons.